Messenger RNA from Cladophialophora psammophila CBS 110553, 1140 nucleotides. RefSeq names its product branched-chain amino acid aminotransferase. The transcript is spliced from 2 exons. The record is from RefSeq and is a predicted model, not a curated record. The coding region runs from base 1 to 1140 and encodes 379 amino acids. Gene Ontology annotation, biological process: branched-chain amino acid metabolic process. Gene Ontology annotation, molecular function: branched-chain-amino-acid:2-oxoglutarate transaminase activity. NCBI's taxonomy places the organism in Eukaryota, Fungi, Ascomycota, Eurotiomycetes, Chaetothyriales, Herpotrichiellaceae.
AUGGCUCCCUUCCCUCCUCCACCCGUGAGCACAAUUGACUGGAGCAACGUCGGCUUCAAAGUCCGCGAAGUCAACGGACAUGUUGAAUCCACCUUCCGCUAUUCCUCUCCCACACCACAAUGGAGUAAACCACGUUUCGUCACUUCUCCUCAUCUUUCAAUCCAUGGCAUGGCCCCCGGCCUUAACUACGGUGUCCAGUGCUAUGAGGGCAUGAAGGCCUUCCGACAACCAGACGGUUCCAUUACCAUCUUCCGUCCAGAUCAGAAUGCUCUACGCAUGCAACGUUCUGCCGAGUUCAUCUCUAUCCCCCCUGUGCCCGAGGAACAUUUCCUGGAAUGUGUGAAUUUGGCUGUGGGCAUGAACGCCGAAUUUGUCCCUCCUCAUGAGACCGGUGCUGCCAUGUAUAUUCGUCCAUUAUUGUUCGGCUCUAGUGCGCAACUGGGGCUGAAUCCACCAGACGAGUAUACUUUUGUCGUAUUUGUGAUGCCGACAGGCGUCUACCACGGCGUGCAUGCCGUGGACGCCUUGAUCUUGGAAGACUUUGACCGUGCGGCGCCGGAGGGAACGGGCAGUGCAAAAGUGGGCGGUAACUACGCGCCCGUGUUGCGGCACAGCGAAAAGGCACGAUCUCAAGGGUACGGCAUCACCUUGCACUUGGACAGCAAGACACGCUCCGAGAUCGACGAGUUCUCCACCUCGGGAUUCUUGGGCGUGCGGAAAGACGGCGACAAGACGGCGAUUGUGGUGCCCGACUCCAAAAAUGUCAUCAAGUCCGUAACGUCGGAAUCUGCCUGCCAAAUUGCCAAAGACAUCUUCGGCUACGGCGUCGAGAAACGUCGGAUUGACUAUAGUGAACUCUCUCAGUUUACCGAAAUCAUGGCCGCCGGUACCGCGGCCAGUCUGGUGCCCAUUAAAAGCAUCACAAUGAAAUCCAAGGGAGAUAGAUUCGAAUAUCCGGUCAACGAGAAGCUGGAUCCGGGGCUGGUCUGCGCGCAGCUGUUGAGCACGUUGAAGGGUAUCCAAAUGGGCAAGGUAAAGGAUCAGUUCGGGUGGAAUAUGAAAGUUACGGAGCCGUCCAAGGAGUUUGCUCAGGCAGCCACUAAUGGCGGCGUUCAUGGCGGUGUGGAUGAGUUGCCGUGA